AUGACUGCAACUGUGAACACAACAGGAUCUAAUUAUUUAAUAAGAGAUGGUAUUGUUGCAAAUUACAAAUUUAGUGGUAAUUCAAUAAUAGAAAAUGCUACUUUCGUGAAUGUUUCGUCAUUAGGAUUCCAAUCUUUUUAUUUUUGUGCCAAUCUUAGAAUUGUUAUAGCACUCGAUACUUUAUUAUCAAUUGGAAGUCAAUGCUUCAGUAAUUGUCCAAAAUUAGAACAAUUAACUCUUCCUGAUACGAUACAAUCAAUUGGUGAUAACUCAUUUUCUUCAUGCACAAGUCUCACAAGUAUUGAUUUACCAUUGAAUCUCAGUUCAAUAGGUAGUCAAGCAUUUUAUUCGUGCUCAAAAAUUAAUUCUGCUACUUUCUCAGCAUAG
Trichomonas vaginalis G3 is the source of this 387-nucleotide messenger RNA. Its product is annotated as ribonuclease inhibitor domain-containing protein. The transcript has a single exon. The record is from RefSeq and is a predicted model, not a curated record. The coding region runs from base 1 to 387 and encodes 128 amino acids. Lineage: Eukaryota; Parabasalia; Trichomonadida; Trichomonadidae.